This is a messenger RNA of Nicotiana attenuata, 501 nucleotides long. RefSeq names its product calcineurin B-like protein 10. Gene Ontology annotation, biological process: calcium-mediated signaling. Bases 1 to 501 code for a protein of 166 amino acids. The record is from RefSeq and is a predicted model, not a curated record. The transcript is spliced from 4 exons. Gene Ontology annotation, molecular function: kinase binding; calcium ion binding. Lineage: Eukaryota; Viridiplantae; Streptophyta; Magnoliopsida; Solanales; Solanaceae.
AUGGACUCUCUGAGUUCGAGCUCGUUAACAUUUUCGGAGAAAAUCUGUGCUGCAUUUUCCCCCAUUAUUGCAAUUGUUGAAGCUUUAUUCUAUGCUUCGUCUGGUUGCUUCAGAUAUCAGCAGCAUUUGCACCGUCCCAAGAAGUUGCGAUUUGAUUACAGGGACGUCGCUCGACUUGCUAACGGAUCUCCAUUUACAGUAAAUGAAGUGGAAGCAUUAUGUGAUAUGUUUAAGAAGUUGAGUAGUUCAAUCAUUGAUGAUGGUUUAAUACAUAAGAUUUUUUAUCUUUUCGAUGAAAAGAAAAAUGGAGGGAUUGAGUUUGAGGAAUUAAUCCAUGCACUUGAUGUCUUCCAUCCAUAUGCUCCAAUUGAAGAAAAAAUAGACUGUAAGGGGUUCAAAGACAUUCUUUGGAUUCAAAGAAUUUCAGGUCAGCUGAUGUUUGUGUUAAGAGAGGCGGAGCCAGAAUCUGUAUGUUAUAGGUUCGGGGUUCUAAUUUUUUAA